Cavenderia fasciculata is the source of this 1002-nucleotide messenger RNA. RefSeq lists its product as uncharacterized. The transcript has a single exon. Lineage: Eukaryota; Evosea; Eumycetozoa; Acytosteliales; Cavenderiaceae. The record is from RefSeq and is a predicted model, not a curated record. Bases 1 to 1002 code for a protein of 333 amino acids.
AUGGGAGUAAAAUCUCAAACAACAUUACCAAAUGUAGCCAAUUCAUUUUUAGGUGCCAAUGACACUGGUAUUUCACAUUUCCCAUCAUUUUUGGGAUUAAAGAUGCAUAUUCGUUGUUAUGCCAAUGUAACAUCUGCCAAUCAAAAGGGACCUAUUGCCUUGUUUGACUCUGGUCUUCCAUUCUUUUCGACUGCUUGGGUGUCUGUCAUUCCAUCGGUCUUGGAAAACAUGCCAGCUUGGAACAUUAGCAAAGCUUGCUUUAUGGACCGUUAUGGUAUGGGAUGGUCUGAUGCUUCUCCAUUCCCAAUCACCACUCAAGACUAUGCCAUGCGUCUCCGUGGGUCACUCCAAGUCGCUGGUUUGACUGGAAAGUAUGUCCUCGUCGGUUGGUCAUGGGGAUCGAUCUUUGUCCAAACCUACUCUCUCGCCUAUCCCAAGGAUGUCGUCGGUAUUUUGACAGUCGAUGGAACUGACUCUCAAUGGGGAUUCAUCCACGCCAACCAACAAGCCGUCAUUGGUUUAACCAACGUCUUCUCUGGCUACAUGAAUAUGAAUAGUAUGGGCACUCUUGAAGCUUUGUCCGAGACUGGUGCCGUCCCACUUGGUCAUGGUUGGUUCAAUAGUGGCUCUGCUUAUUUCCCAGAUUGUGCAGUCAAAGCUACCCAAGACAUCUUUUUGACCAACAAGAAUCUCAGAGCCUCUAUCCAAGAGUACAACAUCAUGGUGCUCUCAUCUGCCAUGCUCAACUUUACCUAUACUCUCAAGGGUGACACUCUCAAGGACUUGCCAUACGUCAACCUCUUUGCUAGCCACGACCAAGACUGGAUCAAUCGUCAAACCUACAUGGCUUCACUCUCGUCCAACUCUAUGACCCUUCCAGUGGUUCCAGCCAACCAUUUCGUACCAUUUGUAAAUCCAGAUGCCAUUGUCUCUGCUCUUGCUGCUCUCUCUAAUAAGAUCAAAACCAAUCCUGCAAAGAUUUGGGGUCGUGGAUUAUUCUAA